UUCAUAUAGCACGAAAACUGGCAUGACCCCCAUUACAGCGUGUAUGUACAAGGGCAAAAUACAUCUCAUAGAACAACUAGUCCAGUUGGGAGCCGAUAUCAACAUGAAGGAUAUGAAUAACUCAACCGCCAUCCAUUAUGCGGCUGCGACACAAAAAGAAGAUACUGUGGAGCAAAUUGUUUUAAUCGGAGGGGAUGCUGUGACAAAAGGCGGAAAACUGGAUCAGCUUCCUCUUCACAUUGCUUGUUCACGGUUAACAGCUGCGUUUCCUAUCAUACGGUUUUUAAAAAUGGUCUCCGGGGAAGAAUCUCUGGAAACUGUGGAUAAUGAGGGAUACAUCCCAUUAUUUAGAUCGGUGGAAAGAUCAAGUGCCCGGGCAGUGAAGGAAUUGCUGUCCAGUAAUACUACAGCGCAACUAACAUAUCAUAAUGCUAAAAUGGAUGGGGAUACGGUUUUACAUUUUGCACUUCGACUGGGCCAGACAGACAUAUUCCGCAUCCUUCUCGAAGCGGGAGCGCCUGUCAAUGAAAUGAAUAUCUUGAAUCAAACAUUGCUUCAUGUGGCCGUUAUUAUGAAUAAUGUUCAAGCCAUAACACAUCUCCACGAAUUCCAUGCAAAUGCUAAUUUGCGAGAUAAAUAUGAUCGCACUCCUCUACAACUGGCGGUCGAACGGGGAUCCAGCACUGUUAUCGACCAACUUAUAACGCAUUAUCCCGAAUCAAUCCAUGUCCGGACAGAAGACGGAAGUACUUUGGCGCACAUUGCGGCUUUGUACGGUCACGCAGAAACGAUGGUGACGCUGCUAAAGCGUGGCGUGUAUCCGCAUAUGCCUAAUAAGUCCGGCGCAUUAGCGCUCCACGCUGCCGCACGAGCAGGACAUGCUUCGGUCAUUCAGUCCAUUUUAUCCACCCGAAAUGCGUUCGUUGAUGCAAAGACCAGAAAAAACUACACGGCUUUACAUUUAGCCGUGGAGUUUGGAAAGGUCAACGUGGUGGAGGUACUCCUGGGAGCUGGAGCAUCUCCGCAUACGAAAGGCGGUACACAGGGCGAAACGCCGCUGCACGUUGCGGCAAAACUGCCAAAUGGCGUCCUGGCGGCUGUCAGUCUAAUUAAAUCGGGUGCCAAUGUUAACGCAAAACUGGAUAACCAAGAUACUCCACUACAUCUCGCUGCACGGGCGGGAGGCAAGGAAAUGGUCAGAAUACUUCUGCAAGAAAAGGCCGAUUCUGUGGCAAAAAACUUUAAUGGAGAAACACCAUUCCUCCUGGCAUGCCGAUCGUGUCAUUAUGAAGUGGCAAAAAUAUUGAUCGAGCACCUAACUGAACAUUUUGGAAAGUAUGAGGCCAACGCUGUUGUUGCCGCGGCAAACAAGGAAGGGGAAACCGUAAUGCACUUCGUUGCAGAAACAAACCCUGAAAUGACCCAUUUUCCGGAAGAACACAUUAAGUUGCUGCAUUUAAUUUUAGACCACCAUGCAAACGUUACAAAUCAGACCAGGCUGACGUUCGAGACCCCGCUGCAUUACUGUGCUAGAAAUGGGAAUUCCCAGAUGCUGGCGGUUCUCCUAGCCAAUCUUGAUCCCGAUGCUGUUCAGGCGGCUAUUAACCGACAAACAAAGAAUGGGUGGUCGCCGCUCCUGACUGCAUCCGAGCGUGGAGACGCGGCCAUUGUCAAAACCCUAUUACGAAAUCAUGCAAGGACAGACAUUUUUGACGAGACGGGAAGGACUGCUUUGCACAUUGCUGUUGAAAACGGCCACUUGGAGGUGGUUGAUGUAUUAGCAAGAAAAAAGGCAUUCAUAAAUGCCCGCACUAGAACUGGAGCUACACCUUUACAUCUGGCAUCGAUGAAAGGUUACGAAGAUAUCGUCCGGCUUUUGGUCGAAAAGUAUGCGGCUUCCGUUGACGCAAACACCAAUGACAUGAAACAUCCGCUACACUUCGCUGUUCAGUAUGGAACUGUGAAUGUCUGCGAAUGUCUGCUCUCCCUCAAUGCGGACCCUUUGGCGAUGGAUAAUAGAGGUAGCACAUCCUUGCAUUUGGCGGCGGAGUAUAAUAAGCCGGGAAUCAUCAAACUGUUUUUAAGCAAACUGGCCGACCGAGAUCCUUUAUCGUUGCGAGAUGCAAGAGGUCAAACUGCUGCGAUAAUUGCUGCAAAAAAUGGAUGCACAGCCGUGAUCGAAGAACUGCUGUCAUUUGAUAAGAAUGCCGUAAUAAAUUCUCUGGAUGCGGAUGGAAAUACCGUUUUUCAGCUAUCUGCUACCGGUGGUCACACAGAACUUCUGCAACUGCUAAUGGACCACGGCAUCACCGAUACAAGCGAAAAUACGGAUGGAUUGAAUGCAUUCAGUUUAGCGGCCAAAAACGGACAUCUGGAUGCAAUGGCGAUACUUUACCAAGCAUUCUCACCACAGGCCACCAGUAUCAAGAAUGGAUAUAAUGCUCUACAUCUAGCGGCAUACUGGGGUCAAACGAACAUCAUGAGCGAACUCCUUCCGGUUGUACCAGCGGGAACUCGUUCAUCCGUCCCCGCUUCCAAGACAACCAUUGGCACCGAAACCGGAGCCGAAGCCGGCUUGACCGCUCUGCAUCUGGCAUGCCGAGCCGGACAAGACGAGGUGGUACGAAUGCUGUUAAACUAUCCCGGCGCGGAAAUUGAUGCGGUAGCUGAAGGGUCUGGAUAUUGUCCUUUACAUAUGGCAGCCAUUAAUGGGCACGUAAACGUUGUGGUUCUUUUGCUUACCCGAUCGGGGAUCGAUUUGGAUGUUAAGGACAAAAAAGGUCAAACGCCACUGAUGCUGGCCAGCUUGAACGGACGACUGGAGAUGGCGACCUUACUGAUAUCACAAGGCGCACAUCUGGACGUUAGUAAUGAUGAUGGAUGGACGGCUCUGCAUUGUGCUGCGGUUGCCGGAAAGGGCAAUAUAGUCAACCUGCUAUGUGCUCAAGGUGCAAACGUGUCAGCAUUCUCCAAAGAUAAGAAAAUUCCCUUGUGUUAUGCGGUGCAUUCUCAAGUUCAUGGCAGUGUCAACUACGAUCCUAAGGAAAGGCUGGAUAUUGUUUAUCAACUACUGAAACAGAAAUACGACAGCUAUCAUCUUUUGGACGAUAAUGUAUUUUUGACGGAUCUCAUGCUAUGUGCCAAACCACAGCCCGGUGGAAAGCCACUGUAUGAUUUUAUGAGAUAUUCCCUUUGUCCCGUAGAAUUCGCUCUCAAAUUAGCCAACUUUUUCCGAGACCAAUCUGUGCGGGACAAACUGAAUGCUGUUGACCUUUACCAAGCGUCCGAUUUCUGUGAACAAACCGCCGGGAAAUUUCUUUCCUUUGCUUGCUUGCGAUUCGAUAACAGUGAUCUGUUAAGUGCUGUUGAUCGUCACAGUGCGACAUUGCUGGAGCUUAUAGUGAAUUUUGGCCAUAAGAAAGUGGUGGCGCUUCCGGCCGUUCAGGCCCAUUUGGGUCGUUUAUGGUACGGCGGAACGCCGCUGCAGAAAUGGCAGAUUGUAUUGAUAUUUUUAAUGUUUCUCUGUUUUCCGCCCCUCUGGCUAAUUUUCUCCAUUCCCUGCAAGUUUCCAUUUAGCAAAACUCCUUUUCUAAAGCUGGUCUUACAUAUUACCAGUGACCUUUACUUUAUCAUACUCUUCGUACUGGUCUUUAUGACACCCUUUCAGCCGCUGUAUGAAAGAAAUGACCUGAUGCCACUGCCGGAAGAGUGGCUGCUGUUGUUGUGGCUGUUUGGAAAUUUUGUAGCGGAUAUUGUAACGCAUCAUAGUGGGCGAGGUUUGGAAACCAGUAAAGUCCUCAUCCUGGUUUUCUCGUUGCUGGCCAUCAUUAUCCAUGUCGCAGCGAUAUUUGUAGUUGAUGGACGACAUGUGACCCUGCUAUAUGUAAGGUCACAAUUACUAGCCACUGCUUGCUUCUUCGCCGACAUCCGCCUGUUAUCAUAUUUAUCAUUCCAUCAACUUUUCGGCCCAUUCGGUGUUAUGUUGGGAGAUUUGAUGAUGGAUGCAGCACGAUUUUUAGUUUUAUUAUCCUUGUUCAUUGUCGGCUUCACCUUCAGCUUUUCCGCAUUGUAUGAAUCGGUAAUUCCGGCACCGGCUGGUGAACACGGAUCCGGAGAAGGUCACGCCGAGUCUUUGUCAGAAGAACCGGGAGUAUCAUUUCACCAUAUAGAAAAACGGGAAGCAGAAGCCAGUCAUGAAGAAAGCAAGCUGGUUCCGGGUGAAAACAUCAACAACCUACUGAUGCCGGAUAUGGUGCUGGAUCCCCUGGGAUCCCUGUACUUCAUGGGCCUAAACUUCUUUCUCUUGAUUAACCGUUUUGACCACGCUGAGCCGGAAAAGUGGUACCCAAAACCGACCAGAAGUCCAGCGUUCGCUGACUAUCUAACAUGGGUCGUCAACGGAGCAUAUUUAACCGCGGUGAUUAUUGGUUUGUCUGAAAUUGCAAAGCCGCGUGCAGAUCCCUUUGUGCGACAAAAGCUAACCGACGUAGUACCAUGGUCAGAAACCAUGGACGCGUAUGAGAAGAAAGGAGAAGACUUUGGAUUAUCGGAUGUGGAUGAAUUCCAGCACGUUGACGAAGAAUAG
Messenger RNA from Paramacrobiotus metropolitanus, 4585 nucleotides. Its product is annotated as serine/threonine-protein phosphatase 6 regulatory ankyrin repeat subunit B-like. Gene Ontology annotation, molecular function: protein binding. The record is from RefSeq and is a predicted model, not a curated record. Lineage: Eukaryota; Metazoa; Tardigrada; Eutardigrada; Parachela; Macrobiotidae. Bases 23 to 4585 code for a protein of 1520 amino acids. Gene Ontology annotation, cellular component: glycosylphosphatidylinositol-N-acetylglucosaminyltransferase (GPI-GnT) complex. Gene Ontology annotation, biological process: GPI anchor biosynthetic process. The transcript is spliced from 23 exons.